Messenger RNA from Colletotrichum graminicola M1.001, 717 nucleotides. RefSeq lists its product as uncharacterized. NCBI's taxonomy places the organism in Eukaryota, Fungi, Ascomycota, Sordariomycetes, Glomerellales, Glomerellaceae. Gene Ontology annotation, cellular component: intracellular anatomical structure. The record is from RefSeq and is a predicted model, not a curated record. Gene Ontology annotation, biological process: protein modification by small protein conjugation; protein lipidation; macroautophagy. The transcript is spliced from 3 exons. Gene Ontology annotation, molecular function: Atg12 transferase activity. Bases 1 to 717 code for a protein of 238 amino acids.
AUGUCAUUCAAGGACUUCCCGUUCUUGACCCCGGACGAGUUUUCCGAGGUGUGUCAUCACUUCGAUAGCCAAUAUUGCCGUGCUACCCUGGGUCCAUUACGGCAACGGUUCAAGUUGAGACUAUGCACCGCACUCGACACAUCGUUUGCGUCUGGCGUUGAAUACACAACGUACUUGCAAGUCAUCCGGCCGCUUGAGGCCACGCUGGAUUGUGGGGAUCUCUCCUCGGUUUUGGACAAGUUUUCUUUCGCAGAAGGCAGUUCGGAAGGAGACGCACUUGGGCUGGGCGAUGAGGCCAUGAUUGAUGCAGAGGAAUCUGACGAGGCUGCUCUCUCCAAACCCCUGGCACCGGACUCCGGAUACGUCGUCUAUGAAGUGCACCUACAUCCCACGUAUCGCAUGCCCUGUUUAUGGUUUACAUUACACGGGCUGCCAGCCGAUGAGCCGGCCUUCAAUCUCGACACUGUUUUUCGACGGCUGGUGCCCGAUCAGUUCAAGGAUGCCCUGCGGAGGACAGGCGGCAUCGGAGGCAUCUCUGGCGACCACCACCCCCUCACGGGACUACCCUCGUUUUUCAUCCACCCAUGCCUUCUUGGGGACGCCAUGUCGGGCUUCAACUGUUCCAGGGAACAGUAUAUGAUGCUAUGGCUCGGCCUGGUCGGCGGAUGCGUGGGGCUCUGGGUGCCUAAAGAGAUGGCCAUGGAGUCGACCGGCUGA